Messenger RNA from Xenopus tropicalis (tropical clawed frog), 1414 nucleotides. RefSeq lists its product as uncharacterized. Lineage: Eukaryota; Metazoa; Chordata; Amphibia; Anura; Pipidae. The record is from RefSeq and is a predicted model, not a curated record. The transcript has 3 exons. Bases 87 to 1076 code for a protein of 329 amino acids.
GAGUAUAAAAAAGGGGUCUUUACUUCUAUAUUAUUAUUAUAGUAUUAGAUUUAUAUUAGCAAUUUACUGAUUCACUUUCCUUUUUUAUGUUUGUACAGCGGCAGAACCGUGAGGCCUGUGGGAAACCCUCCUGUGCGGCAGUGAUGGGCCCCAGGUAUUCCUAUUUAUUGAUCAUUUUGAUGACCAUUGGAAUCCUCACGCACCAUUGUGAUUGUGCACCAGUUCUGAAGAUCAAAAAUUUUGAUGUUUUACAUCAUCAACUGACUCUGAGGCCAAAUACCCGGAGUCUUAUUCCCUGCAAGUUUGCUGCAGUGCGUCCAAUAGAUGCAACCAAAAUGGUACUUGAAUGGGGUAAAAUCUCUGGAGAUGAUGGAAAAUACACCCCUCUUAUCCAGCUGAAUAGCGAUGGAGUCAAAACUUUCUCAGAGGACGGCAAGAAAUAUGAGCUUUUUGUACCCCUUGUAAGGAAAGGGAACUGCACCUUGGUUAUCAAACCCACCGGUGCUACAGACAAUGGAGCUUAUGAAGUUUGGAUGACACUAGAUGGAGAGCUGUAUGAAUCGUUUUCCCGAACCAGAAUUACAGUUUCGGGUGGGUCACGGGCAUUAGGGUCCCGUGCAGAAGCUCCAACUACCAAAAUGACCCCAACAGCCAUAAAGAAUACGGCUGCAAUGAACUCUAAAGAGCCAAUAGGAGUCAAGAACAGCAGUAACUUCUUUGCUUUACUUCUUGAAAAACAUGGAAAAUCGGCAAUUAUUGUGGUGAUAGCGGUUCUAUCAUUUCUUACACUGACCUCAGUGACAUCCCUGGUUGUAUGUUGUCUAUAUUGCUGCUCGGGAGAUGAAGAGCCAUCUGCGGAUGAAGAGACCCCAAAGGAGAGCACCCCACAAACAACUCAAGAGGAGACCAGUCUCCAAGUUGAGGAUGAGACCACAUCUGAAACAUCUGGUCAGAAAAGGGGUGAAAUAGUAUCAUAUGAGAGAGAAGAGCCUGCUAAAUAUUCUACUUCGGAAUCAGAACCAGACUCGUCAUAUAAAGGAACAGAUACUGAGUCAGACUUAAGUGACUCGGGAUAAGUGAGACUUGAAAUGUGAAGUCAGCAUCUGAUGCUCAAAACUAAGGAAGAGCCAUAAGAAAUACCUGUAAUUGCUACAAAUAUGCCAGGAGAGUCCUGAAUCACAGACCCCGAAAUGGGCGGGUUUUGGGUGGAUUGGGGGUGUGAUCCCCUCACAUUUCGGUCUGUGAUUUUAGACUUAAUUCUGCUAGAUACUAUAUAUCAUGACCUGGAUGAAUGAGACAGAAGACAGAAGAGAAACUAAAUUAAAAUUCUCACUAAAUUUGUGAGAAUUUGGAUAUUUUUUUACUUAAAUGUUUAAGCUGAUAUGUUUAUACAAUAAAUAAGAUAAAAUAUACA